GGUCUAUAUUCAGACGUUUCCUUCCGCGCAACGCGCACAGCGCGUAAACGCGCAUGUUUGCGCAGUCUCGCAUUUCAUCAGUCGUUUACCUGGUGCUGCUAUGGCGGUGCAAAAAGCUGCGAGGUUGCCGCUGUUGCCAGUGGCUGCACUUACUCUCCUUGCCGUUAUCUCGGCUCAACCGUUGUGGAUCUAAGCGCAGGAUGGACCUAACGUGAAGUGCGAUACUGUCCGCCGACACUCCGCGAGAACCAGGGAGUUCGUCUUGCUGCCAACUCCUAUGGUAGUCACAUGGGUCGGGUUGAAGUCAAUUAUUAUGGACGCUGGGGCACUAUCUGUGAAAACAGCUGGAGCAGCUAUGAUGCAAAUGUCAUCUGUGGGAUGCUGAACUACACAGGCUACAUUUGCGCUGUCACCUCUGCUACAAGCACAUUUGGAGAAGGAACAGGGAGUGUGUGGCUCACUAACCUAGCCUGUAGGUACUACGACACCAGUCUGGACCAGUGUCGGAACAGCAAUCCAUACAAUAUCAAUCCGUGUAUACACAGCCGUGACGCUGCCCUCAUCUGCCAAGACCCAACUGUGAUGCCAGUACCGUAUGAAAUAACAGUACUGAAUAGAACAACAAGAAGUAUCAAAGUAGGAUGGCAGCUGAAGUUUAUUCCACCGCUAAUACAAGCAAUCGACUUCAGACUGAACAUAACGACAGAAGGCGCGACGUAUCCUUCUGUAUAUCUCACUAGGGUGCCGGUGACCGACACGUCGAUGAAUUUCAACUACACUCUCCCACGUCUAUCGUUCAACACCUCAUACACUCUCUACAUCAGGGCCGAGGGGGAGUACCAGUGGUGCAGUUAUAACGAACUGCUGGGGAAAUACAGUGAACCUGUCGUCAUCGCAACGGCUGAUAUGAUUCCGCCCUCCACGCUGCCCAUGAGACUCUUGUCUCAGAAUCCAUUGACAGAGCCCUACAUUGGGAGACUCCAGGUGUAUCACGACGGACAGUGGGGCAACGUCUGUGAUGACUACUUCAGGGCUGUCGAUGCCGACGUCGCCUGUUUGAGUCUCAACUACACUGAUGGAGCCAUUUGCUAUGCCAACAGUCCAUUUCCCCCAAGCUCAGCUCCCAUUCUGCUGGAUAAUAUUGACUGUUCGAAUGCAGACAGGUUUGAGGACUGCAUUCACAGAGGGUGGGGUGUUCAUGACUGCAGCUUGAGUGAGAGUAUUGGACUCAUCUGUAACCCUGGAACUUCUGUUGCUCCACUUGUGACAGGACUAAGGAUCACUGCAGUCGCUCCUUACAGUAUCACUGUGGCUUGGGACCCCUUGAGAGAUGUACAGAGGUACAGGGAUAAUGUACGGUGCAGUCGGAGGUCGCACACAGCUGACCUAUGUGAGAAGUAGCACCUCUGAGUGGACGCUGUCAAGACUUGUGUUGAACCAGAACUACACUGUCAACAUCAGUGCUGCGAUAACUUUCAGCAGCUACAGAGGAGGCAAUUGUUACAGUUACUUCUAUGGAGAACCCAGUGACUCUGUCUAUGCCCUGACAAAAGAGAGCCCUCCAACCAUUGCAAUAAGUGCUUUCCAUGUCACAGUAGUCAACAGCACAGUAGUGGAGGUCACCUGGCAGCCUCCAUCCACCACUGUCGGCAUUAAUGGCGACCUCAGGGGCUUCAAGCUCUUUGUGGACAAAAUUGACGGGAACCAAACCAUUAUUGAUAUCCCCGGGGCACUAAACCGGGCCUAUAUCGUGACUAACCUGGAGGAGUCGGCAACCUACCUCUUCAGUAUACUCAUGUACACAGUGGGAGAUGGGCCUAUGAGUGUACGGCUACAGGUCACCAUGCCAAAUGCCAGCUAUGUGCAGCUCUUCCAGGUAUUUGGAAGGUGGGGAGAUGGAAUUGAAGUUCUCAGAGCCUACUCCUAUCAGUAUUGGCUAUAAUGUCCUAUGUGGCUCUAAUACACCGAAUGCAGCCUAUGAGUGGAGGUUUGCCAAUGGAAGUCGCAUUGGCAUCUCAAACAGUGGCUUCCGUGCAGCCCAUUUUGUCAAUGGGACUGCUGUGCUGCAGAUAGGAACAGCCUCGGUCAAACCGUCGCCGCCUCAAUAUAUGUGAUGGAGGAGUAUACACGUGCAUUGGAACCUAUCCAGAUGGCAGUCGUUCAAGUAGAAACUUCACUCUUAUUUAUGGAUCCUCUCAGCCAUCGAUGGGAGCACCUCGGCUGAUCCAAAGGAGCUCCAGAUGGGUUCAAAUUGCUGGGACCCACUCGACUGUGACGGUGGGUUCCCACUCAGUGCCUAUGUCGUGCAGUACCGAAGGUCAGCCUAUUACUACUCCUACUCGACUCUUGGAGAAGUGACACGCCUGAAUUACACCAUCCGGGAGCUGUCUCCCUUGACAAGCUACUACUUUAGAAUUGGGAGAAAGAGCUCUAGUUCUCUGUCUAUCAGCUACUCAUCAUCACUGUCAGUCACCACACUUGAAAAAGGUCCUAGUGAACCGAGGUUGGUGGUCGUUAGAGUCGGCUUCAACUCAGAGGUGUGCGCCACAUGGGUACAACCUGCCCUCCCUGUUGGGACCAUCAUUCUCUACAAUCUGUAUGCAGAGGUCGUUGAGAACUCUGUUGAGGCGGUUGAUGUGGUGGACCUUCCUAGUAAUACUGCAGUCAAGUUAUUCCCUGGGAGCCAGAGGUCAGGGUGCAUGAGGCUGAGUGUGACAGAAGUCAUCUACCACUUCCAGAUGAGUGCAGUGGUUAUUAUCAACGGACGCAGAGUAGAGGGCGCCUCUCUCCCUACUCCCCACAGACUACUCUCUUGUACCUGAGCCAGGUCUACCUCAGCCGGUGAAUGUCCGUGCCUCCUCAACUAACACAAGUGUUACACUGCAGUGGGAACUGCCUGAAGACCUUCAGCUGGAUGAGAAGACAUUCUACAACGUUUCUUACUCUGGUAUGGUGGAGUGGAUUUCCCCCAGUGGGGUGUUCACCAGUUUCCGGGAGCAGGGAUGGAAGACAACAGAUAACACUACCGUCAUCUUCUCUCCCCUCACUCCCUCCACUGCGUACGUAUUCAGAGUUAGCGUAGUUACAGAGGAUGGCCAGAGUGGAACGGAGGUCACUAGUACUGUCACCACCAGCAGUGAAACUGGAGGAAAGCUGGCUUACUUUCAAGUGCGCAUCCAGACAGGCAAUGCCAACUGUGAGCAGUGGGUGGCUGAAGAUACAGAGGGCAAGCUGAGCCAGAUACAGAAGUCCCUACAGCAGAGUAUGUUGCUACUCUGCCAGUGUCAGCCCCAGCUGAGCCAGAGAGAGUUCAGUUGCCGAACAGGCCCACCCAACACCGUCACCUACAGAGCCAGGAUAACGGGGACUUCCUCACGGAGUGCAACUGAGGUGGUGGCCAUCAUGGGAGCCUGGGUCCAGACCAACAAAGGCUCAGUCCAGAUAGACAGACUGCGGUACUAUUUGGACCCCACCUGUGAUCCUACUCUUGAGAACAUCCAUGGCCCAGACUGCCUGGUGGCUGAAACACCAACGGAUGGUAAAGCUGGCUUACUUUCAAGUGGCCUCAUCCACACAGGCAAUGUGCCAACUGUGAGCAGUGGGAACCGCGUGGCUGAAGAUACAGAGGGCAAGCUGAGCCAGAUACAGAAGUCUCUACAGCAGAGUAUGUUGCUACUCUGCCAGUGUCAGCCCCAGCUGAAGCCAGGGAGAGUUUCAGUUGCCGAACAGGCCCACCCAACACCAUCACCUACAGAGCCAGGAUCACGGGGACUUCCUCACGGAGUGCAAACUGAGAUGGUGGCCAUCAUGGGGAGCCUGGUCAGACCAACAAAGGCUAGUCCAGAUAGACAGACUGCGGUACUAUUUGGACCCCACCUGUGAUCCUACUCUUGAGAACAUCCAUGGCCGACUGGCAGGUGGCUCAGACACCAACAGAUGGUACUACUGUGACAACUGGUGGUAGUACUGUGACAACUGACAAUACUACAACAACUGAGACAACAAACAAGCCUGUUACUAGCGACACCAGCAAGCCAUCUACUGAAGAUUACCACCCAACCCAUAACAAACGAAACUGGCAUUGACCCUAAGACCCGCAGUCUGAGAGACAAACUGGUGACGAUAAUGGAGGUGCUGGGGCUACCACCGGUCAAGUUGCAGAUUCUUUCUAGGUGCGUGAUUACCGGUUUGCUUGCUACACUGAUUAUCAUCAUUGUCUUUUCUUGUGCUGGAAGUACAGGAAACAGUCGUAAGUUUUGCGUUUUCUCAAUCCUCUGUCAGUACUAAUCAUUGCUCUCUCUACAUAUAUACUUCUCCACCCUGCUCCAAUCUCUUGAAUGUAGUGAAGCACAAUCACAUACAAAAGUCAAAGUGAGUUUAAUGAGCUGGUGAAUGAGCUGGACGUAAGUUGAUCUUGCAAGGGAAGGUGUCUCACAAUGAUUUGUACUUACAGAAUAAUUACAAG
This is a messenger RNA of Geodia barretti, 4465 nucleotides long. NCBI's taxonomy places the organism in Eukaryota, Metazoa, Porifera, Demospongiae, Tetractinellida, Geodiidae. The record is from the annotation of a GenBank genome assembly.